Molecule: messenger RNA, 186 nt
Organism: Ilex paraguariensis (yerba mate)
Lineage: Eukaryota; Viridiplantae; Streptophyta; Magnoliopsida; Aquifoliales; Aquifoliaceae
Source: the annotation of a GenBank genome assembly
AUGAGAAACGGGGAGAAAGUAGCGCACCUGUGGAGGCUGGAGGGAGCGAAGGAGAGACUCCGUUUGGUGAGGGCUGAUCUAGUGGAGGAGGGCAGCUUUGACGAUGCAAUCAUGGGAUGCGAUGGCGUCUUUCACAGCGCUUCGCCUGUACUUGGGCGACCCACCUCUGAUCCCAAGGCAUUUUAA